AUGCGAUCUUUUGUCCCGACUGUGGUCAUCCUCCUGGCCAGUCUAGCGCAUUUCUGCUCGCAGGCCCGGGCUCUCGGUCUCGCACGCGCCGCUGCCGCUGUCACCGCGGACUCGUCUCAAGAAUCCGACGCUGCCAACGGAUCGGGAGCAACACCUAAUCGAUACUUCAUCGUCGCACACCCUCCACCACAAGCAGGACGUGCAUCCUCGAACUCGUCUUUUGAUGUUCAAUUGGUCAGUGUUUGGGCACUUGCUCGGCCUUUCACUCAACUUCCCAAAGGUCUUUGGGAAGUGACUCGUUUGGGGCGCGUGACAGCCGGUAGCCCCUUUCGGUGUCUUUCAGACCGGCCCGGGCGCGUUGUUUUCGUUAGGGUCACCGGACACGGAAGGACAGAAAAAAAAGGAAAAAGCGGGGGCGUGAGACUGACUCCUCUCUUGGUGCAUAUGUAUGUAUGACGAAACCAGUCGACGUGCACCGCCUCGUUGGACCGCAUCAUUUCCAAGAUGCCCACGGGCGUAGAGGUCGUUCACCAACUUCGCUCAGAGUGGUUUCAAGGAUUGAGCGUCGUCGUCAAGGGGAAUGUUACGGCCGAGGAGUUAGGAGCUACUCGAGGGGUCAAGGUCAGCAUCCUUUCCUUUGGACUCGUAUGAAACAUAUGUUGAUAUUCUGUCUUCGUUUUGUGGGAUGUAGCAUGUCAUCCCUGUUGGAAAGAUACCUCAUCCCGAGCACUCGAUGCCUGCACCGCUGAAGACUCUGCUGAAACGUCAAAAUCCGACCGAACGCUUGAAAAAGCCGGACGUUGGGUUCGCAAAUAAAAGUACAACUGUAUUUGCUCCUCAUGCCAUGAGUGGUGUUGAUGACUUGCAUAGACGAGGGGUAAAGGGUAAAGGUGAGUGGUCCGUUGCGCUUUGAUCCGCGGGAGUUGUUACAAAUUCUGAUCGUCUGUCCCGUGGUUCAGGGACCCAUGUCUGCGUAAUCGAUACUGGUGAGCGCACGAUUCACACUUCACCUCGUAUUUCGGAAAUCAUUCAUAGAGAGCUGAUCGGGCAUUCUUCGUACAGGGGCCGACUACAAGAACCCGAUCCUCGGAGGGGGUUUUGGUCCCGGCUACAAGUUGACGACCGGCUAUGACUUUGUUGGUGAUGACGGCCAAAGCCCCAGCAAUGACCCAUACACCGAAUGCGACAAGCACGCGACGCACAUCUUGGGUAUCAUCGGAGCCAACGAGAAUCCGUACGGCUUUCUCGGUGUCGCGCCCGAAGCUACGCUUGGCCUGUACAGGUGAGAAUGAGCCUUUCCGCGCUCGACGCAAUAGUCGUUCAGAUCUGAAGCGCCAUUCACAUGCCAUCAGGAUUUUCGCUUGCCGCCAACAGGGCGGACAAGACGAUACUCUCGUUCAGGCUAUGCUACGAGCUGAAGCAGACGGGUGCCAGGUCAUUUCGUGAGUAUUCACCUGCAGCUGGGGUAGUUUCGCGUCUGAGCAAAUACUGACGUGAUCCAACUGGUAGUAUGAGUUUUGAGGCCGGCAACUCGGACUGGGGAGAUGACUACCCUCCAAGGACGGUGAUGAACGGUCUCUCUGCCAAAGGGAUCAUCUUUCUCGCUUCGAGCGGCAAUAGUGGGGCCGCCGGCUUGUUCUCGGCACAAGAUCCCGCGAUCGUCUCGAGCGUUCUCUCGGUGGGAUCGGUCGAUGUCACUGCGUUCGCCCGCGUCUUCCCCCUCAGUUUCGACAAUUCGAGCCUCAAACCGGUGGGGUACCUCUCUGUAUUGCCGAUCAUGCUCAACGACUCGAUGCCGCUCUACUUCGUGACGCAGAGUGAAAAGCUUGACCUGAACAACCCCGCGUGCGCCUCUCUUCCCGCGACCAUUCAAGAUCUAUCUCAAAAGAUCACCGUGGUGCAGUUGACACCGCAAUGUGAUUUGACAUCGUUACAAAUUCAUCUAACUGCUCGCAACGCCCGCUACGUCAUCGUCCACGACAUUGCAAACAGCCCGGCGGCAGCCGCAUCGUUCUACGUUCCUGGAAUUGACCAAGGGACGUAUUUUCUUGGCAUGUCCAAGGACGAUGGUCUACGCUUGCUCUCGUACUACAAAACCGAUCCGAGUCUUCGUGUCAACUUCCGAACGCGCAUGCCGCUCGCGCCACUUCCAAACCCUAGCACAGGGGGCCUCAUCUCGGCCUACUCGUCCCACGGCCCUUCCAAUUCGCUCGCCAGUCCCGGAACCCACAUCGUCGCUCCUGGUGGAUCGAUCCUUUCCACCUUCCCCAUGAGCAUGGGGUCGAUCGGUAUCAUUUCGGGAACAAGCAUGAGUACCCCUUUCGUCGCCGGUGUAACAGCGCUCUUGCUCUCCUCCCCGUCGACAAAGGGGCUCAGCUCGGACCAGCUCAGAGCGCUGCUCGCGACGACCGCCAAGUCCGUGAUGGGUGGCAGCACGAAGGGCGAUGGUCGACCAGCUUCGGUGCUCGUCCAAGGAGGCGGUCUUGUCUCGGCACCACACGUAUUCGACGCAAAAACGCUGGUCGAGCCUUACUUUCUGGCUAUGAACGACUCCUCCAGCCAUGAACGGACGAGAUCGAUCAAGCUCACGAAUCACAAUUUACGGGCAGUGACGUACGUCUUCAAGAACCUACCGGCAGAAACUUUGGCACUCUUCAAUGAAGUAAUUAUUCAGCGUUUCUAAACUUUGAGGAGGAGAGCAACUUCGUCAAACACACUUCUGAUUUCCACAGAGCGUCAGUUCCGACAGCUUGAUUCCUGCCUCGCCUCCAUGCUUGGUCAAGUCGGCGCGAGUCUCUUUCAGCCCGACGAAGCUCACCGUGCCUGCUGCCGGGUCCGCAUCUUUCCAAGUCACCAUCACCUCCAGCUCGCUCUACAGCAACCACUUUCCCUUCUACAGCGGAACGAUCUCGAUCCAAGGUGACGACCCAUCUCAGCAACGUUUCCAAGUGCCUUAUUUUGGUCUCGCGGCUAAGUUGGCCGACGCACCCGUGCUUAGCACUAGCUUGGCCAGCACUUCGCGAUAUGGCUCGGAGGGUUUGAGGUACCCCUUCGUGUCUGUAGGAUAUCCUUCGUCGAAUGCUCUUGUGUUGGGGCGGGGCCAAGGAUCGAAUGUCACGACUUGCAAGCGAUCGGAUGGGCUGACGAUCGUCUAUCGGCUGCUUCGUGAGUCUAGGCUCCUGUGUUUUCAGUCCUUUCAGAUGAUCCCAACAAACCUUCUACUCCCCAGUGCCAACUCGGGCGCUUUAUGUUGACCUCGUUUCUGCCAACACGACUCAAUAUUCGAUCGUUCCCGGUCGACGAUUACCAGCGUCCGCGACCAGGCUUUCAGGCUCCUCUCAGCAACCCUCUCAGGAUAGACGACCUUUCGACGCAACCUCCACUCUGGGUCGGAUAUAUACGACCGACCUCCUCGAUCGGGACCAUUUGCCAACCAAUGACCGGCAAAUCAGCUUCAAUGGUGGGAUCCCGCCGGCCACUCUUGAUUCAUUAGGGGCUAGCAGCCUGCCGAAGCAGCUCGCCACGGGUCAACCGGCCCGAAUUUUACUUCGGUGAGUUGCACUCUCAGCAAUCCCACCAGCCCCCAUGCUGAUAUAAACAACUACAUCCUUCACAGGGCCCUACGACUGAACGCCGAUCCUGGGCUCGAGUCAAGCUAUGACUCGUUCCUCAGUGCCGCCUUCCAAUUCAGUGACUAGGACCCUGUCCAUCACGAUUAAUCUACCUCUGGCAGCGCAGUAAACGGACAUUUGUUUUGCAUCACUGUACAUUGCAUGACAUGGACAGUUUGGAAGGCAGUUUACAAUAUAAUUGCAGUACUUCUUAAUAGCAUCCCGUUGAUUCUGCUGUGAUUGCAAACUUUGCAGGUGUAUACCUGAUCAUUUGUGACGCACUGAGGUCGGGGAUUCGUCGGCCUUAAAAGCUUAAAUAGCCGGGCGCCGCGGGGUCAGCUCGUUGCCUUCCUGCCGAAUGCUUCGAUCGUUGCUUCACUCGCUCACAGCUCCUACCUGUCAAGUCACCCGGUCCUUCCACACCACUUCGAUCUCGGUCGGUGUGGUCGCAGGCGACUCUCACUCCUCCGCGGCAUCGGACCCGGACCGCACAUCCCGGCAAAGUGCGGUAGCUGCGUCAAUCCACGCCGCUUGUCGAGACUAUGGCUUCUUCUACGUUACCGGCCUCGACUCGGUGAUCAGUCGCGAAGAAAGACAAAGCUCGCUCGCAGUCGCACGCCAGUUCUUUGAUUUGCCAGAGCCAAUUAAGCAACGCGUGCGGAUCGACAAGGGCGGCGACGGCGCGAGAGGGUGGCAGAAGCUGGGCGAGAACGUCACGCAGUACCAAGGUUAGGCAUAAAAGCCACUACCGUGUGGCUUCGGUGGUCUUUCUGGCCCAUGUACUGCGCCUCGGUUGGCGUAGCGCGGGGUCCGACGGAGCAGCUGCGCGGGCUGUGACCGCGUGACCCCCACAUAUUAGCGGUGCAGCCCGGGCCUUAAACGCCGCAACCUGACUCUUGCCAUUCUCCUCGUUCAACACUAGCUAAUCACCACGAGGGGUACGAUCUCUGUGAGUCUGGCGUCCUCCACGUUCUAGGAGUCACCUUUUGACCGCAAGUUACGUUUCUGUUUCAGAUCGGCCAGUCAAGAAUCCUGAUGCGACCAAGCUGCUGCACGGCCACAACCCGUGGCCGGUCGAGCCCGCCAACUUCCGUCCCACGCUUGAAAGGUGGAUCGAAAAAUGUCAGAUCAUCGGUAUGGCCUUGAUGCAAGCCACCGCACUUGGACUGGGCAUGGCCCUCGAUAGCGACGAGUGGAAGCACCUCCGAGCGUCCGUGGACGAGAGUUUCUGGGUGAUGAGGUGAGAGCGGCGGCCGGAGACGUCGUGGGGAUGUUCCAAGGGCUUGCGACCGACAUUCGUGGUCCACAUAUACAUCAACAGAUGCAUCGGCUAUCCUCCUCUUCCCAAGGACGCCAAAGGCGUCUCGUGAGGUGCUCACAAGAGUCAGUUUCAUCAACAUAUUGAUUUGGAAGCAUGAUCGCACCUUGUCUGACCUGUUUCAUUAUCAACAGAUUAUGGUCAGUAUUGUCCCUUCUCUCGUCACGGACAGAUUCGCUCUACCGCCGCUCUUAUUGACCACCUCUACGCGGCUCGGAAAAUAGGCUGCUACACCCUGCUGCACACCGACUCGACUCCCGGGGCCCUGCAAGUCUUCCUGCCUUCGGAACAGGGUGCGAGCGAGGAGAACGGUGUGCGAGAAAGCUGGAUCCCAGCUGAUCCUAUACAAGACGCCUUUGUGGUGAAGUGAGGCCUCCUGUGCGUUCAGAUCGCGCGAUGUCGGUGUUGACGCUCCGAAGCGGUUAUCGUUUCUUGCGCUCUGUGCAGUAUUGGUUCCAUGUGGGAGAUCUGGAGCGCGGGCCUGUACAAAGCGACAAUACAUCGGGUCCUACAUGAAAGCCCCAACUAUCGCAUCUCGUGAGUCUUGACUUGUGACGCGUCUUGAAUCUUCACAGGUGAUUUCGUGGGCUGACAUUCCGGGACUGCGCAAAUUUUUUCGGACCCCCGGUUGGACACCGAACAGCAUUCUCUUCUUCUUUGAGCCCAACUUUGAUGCGGUCAUUAAGGUAGGCUUUCAACAUUGA
Molecule: messenger RNA, 5633 nt
Organism: Microbotryum saponariae
Lineage: Eukaryota; Fungi; Basidiomycota; Microbotryomycetes; Microbotryales; Microbotryaceae
Source: the annotation of a GenBank genome assembly